AUGCCAUCAUCCCUUGUCAAUCUCCUUGUCUCCACCCUGUCUGACCUUAUCACUGUGUCCCUCGAGCAUCCCGCCGAGUUGGAGGACUUCAUGACCUGGGGUCAAAACUUUGCCCAUACCCUAGCCAGACUAGAGGCGAUUCCCUUAUUUGAGCCUUCCCCACAGCUUGCAAUCUGGCUUAAUAGUGCUAAGGACACCCUCGAGACCUACAUGACUAAUGACUGGUUAGCGUGGGGGACACAAAUCCUGCAGACACAUGUGAUGUGUCAUGACAAGCGCAUCCAGGCUGAGGUCACCGCCGCCACUACUGCUCAGGCUGAGGUCACUUGUGUUGCUGAGGUGGAAGCUCACCAGUUGGCCGAUGAAGAGCGCAUUGUGCGUGGAGUCACUGAAGAGGCGCGUUGGAAGGCUUGUGAUUGGGAGAUCAUGGGCUUGUACGUGCGUGGUUUCAUCUUGCGAGAAGAGAGUGAGCAUCAUCUGGCCAAGCUGCUGGAGACGGAGGCAGGACCUAGCAUGGCAUCAACCACGGCACUGUCCAUACAAGAGGAGAGUCUUGUGCCAUCCAGGACUGGGCUCUUCCUUCCCGAUGGCGAGGAGGAGGUGGUGGAGCUGGAUUGGAAAGGGAAGCAGCGCGAGGUCGUGGAUGAAGAGCGGAAGGGCAAGCAUUGCGCCCUGCCUAUAUGGAUGUCUGUGAAGUCUCUGGUACAGUUGAAGGCCGAGGCUGAUAGGGAAGCAGAGGAGUGUGCUGCAAAACUUGCCUCCCAGCGCGCAGCAGUGGACCGCAACAUCGAAAUCCUUCGUUGGCAGAUGGCUUGGACUGAGAGUGAGGUCCGCUAUUUGUUGUCCGAGCAUGAGGUGCGCGGAACUGAGCUCGCCAAGCUGGAGCGUGCUUGCACAUUAUUGCCGGAGGGGUCAGAGGAUGAGGAUGAGGAUGGCGAGGGUAGUGUGGAUAAUAUCUGUGAUAAAAUCGGGAAGAAACACUUGAGUAAAGUCUCACUAGAUUCUAAAGGUUAUUUGGGAUCUGUUGUAGAGGUCUCGAUGCUGGUCCUUCUCUUCCCUACUAAAAUCUGGGCUGUCCUCAGUCACAUUGCCCAGCGUGAGAAGGGAGGUCAUUGUGCAGAGAUGUCAAGGAGUGUGUCGAGGUUAGAUGAGGACGAGGUCUCUGAGAUCGAAAUGAAAUGCUCGAAUUGUUACUUGGUGGUCGGUCUCGAAUCAGAUAGUGGCUUUAACUCGUGCUGCAAUGACUGCAGUGCGGAGGCAAGCGAGGUUAGAGCAAUGCUUUUGGAGUGCGAUUGCUCAGCAGGCGAUGAGGAAUUAUUAGGAUUCAUUAUAACUUGA
Heterobasidion irregulare TC 32-1 is the source of this 1338-nucleotide messenger RNA. RefSeq lists its product as uncharacterized. The coding region runs from base 1 to 1338 and encodes 445 amino acids. The transcript is spliced from 11 exons. NCBI's taxonomy places the organism in Eukaryota, Fungi, Basidiomycota, Agaricomycetes, Russulales, Bondarzewiaceae. The record is from RefSeq and is a predicted model, not a curated record.